CUUUGGUGUCCCCAGAGUAGUUAUGUGAAGUUCUAGCUCAAAAUAGCAUAUAGAUAAUUUAUUAUAGCAUGUUAAAAUCGCCACUUUGUAGGAGUGAGCAAAAUGUUCUGGUUUUGGGUGUGUCUUUUAAAAUGCAAAUGAGCUGAUCCCUGCCCUAAAUGGCAGUGCUAUGGUUGGAUAAUGCAGAUUAAGGGGUGGUAUUAUCCCCUUCUGACAUCACAAGGGGAGCCAAAUUUCAAUUACUCUUUGUCACAUGCUUCUAAAGUUACUGGGUUGUUCUUUAAGACAUUUUUCAGGUUGAUAAAAACACUGGGGACCCAAUUAUAGAACUUAAACAUGGAAAAGUCAUGAUUUUCAUGAUAUGUCCCCUUUAAACCAUGACGCCACACUCUUUCACUAAUCUCAAGGUAUUGCAGUGCCUUUGUUUGCUGUCAAAUGACAUGAAGGUGAAGUCAAAAAAUAGUUUUGUGAGUGUGUGUCAUCCUGCAAUAGGCCGGCCAUCUAUCCUGCCUGUGCUGUACCCUGCAUGUGGCCCAAGAUUCUGAGAUAGGCUCCCUCUGUGACCAUAUAGAAAGUAAGAGGUUUGGAGAAUAGAUCAGUUUGGGUAAUGUAAUAUGAUGUCAUGAUUAAGGCUAUUCAUAUUCUGUUGUAUAUUCGUGACGGUUAUGUGUACAUUAAUUUAAUUGUACAAGAUUCAGGAGAUUGUGCCCCUGUGUGUGAAAGUUUAAAUUCAUUUUAUUACUAUUUACUAGAGAAACAUGAACUAAAAAAAAAUGUAAUAUUUAUGAGCAUUGCUUAGAGACAAAAAUACAUCAAUAAUACAACCCCCUCCUCCCCCCACACACACACACGACAAACAGACACUGAGGUAACAAUAUUACAUGUAAGUGGCAGAGGAUGAACUGGAUAGAAGAAGGGAGGGGGAGAGAAAGAGAAAACAGAGAAAGAGAGAGAGAAAGGAAGUCCGAUAAAGAGACAGAUGUAGUCAAACAAGCUCAGCUUGAUAACACUUACCUGUACAGCAAGUGACAUAACUUUUCAGAAAAUGAACAUUUGUCUCUGUGAGUGUUGGCUAGUAUUUAUUUUAACAUUUUGUGAGUGGACAUUUUACAGUAAUGAUAUUAUAUUUUUCAGUUUGGGUUGCAGUCAAAGUUUCUUAACUCUUUAUGUAUUAAAAAAGUGUUACAUUUAAUGUUGUAUAUCAUUUUGCAUUUAAAAAAAGUAAAUUAAGACACAUCCUCUCACAUUUCUGUUCACUUCAUAUCUUGAAACUCAGGACAGAUAGAGAGAGAGACAGAGAGAAAGAGAGGAAGUCCAGGUUUGCUUUAACAGAUUAACUUGUUUUUCUUGUUCUCGCAUUUCUCUAUGAGGUGUAAACAGAAGAUGUGACAUAAGAAGGUGUACGUAUCCGAUGCACGAUGGCAGCUCCGGCAGUUGUUCCCAGGAAACAUUCACUGAUCAAAGUUGCAUCACCUCUGACUACUAAAUCUGUCAACCAUGGUCCCACAGUAAAUGGCGUGAAUGCAGAUACUCACCAGAUAAACCCUGAGAGAGAAGUUGAGUUGGUUAAUCACUGUUUUGCUGACAUGGAGCGUUUCAUGGCCCGUCUGCAGCAGACCGCAGAGGCUCAGAGUAUUCUAGAACAGAACAAGAAAAAGAGUCGGAAAAAGAGCAGCAAGAAGAAAAAAGACCAGGAUGAUGAAGUGCUUAGACAAAAGGCAACUCCGCCAUCAGAACAAGAGUUUGUGGAUAUUUUUCAGAAGAUUAAAUAUUCAUUUUGUCUAUUGGACCGCCUGAAAUCAAACAUCUCAGAGCCGUCCUCAGAAGAACUUAUUCACCAUGUCUUCAUUCCUUUGGACUUGAUGGUGAAGACCACAGGUGGACCUACGUUUGCAGCAACAGUUUCCAGCCCUGCACUAACUAGUGGAGCGAUCUCUCUACUACAAAAAAAUCUUAAUGCAAACGAGAAAGCACUCUGGACUUCACUUGGACCUUACUGGACCCUGCAAUACUCUAAACUCAAUGAGACUGUGCCUCAAUACACACCUGUGUUUCUGGAUGGUUGGCAGCCUAAGACCAGAGACGCACACGGACUACCGAUCGAGGACCCCAUUGAGUCGCAGCAUAAACACGAAGCUCAUAUGCUGACUCAACAGAUGAUUGAUCAGACACGUGCAGCUACACAGGAUGAACAUGAAAGUACUGAAGAUUCAAUGCUUCCUCCAGAAGAAAGGAUGUACCGCUGCAGUUAUGACUUUGUGGCACGAAACAGUAGUGAGCUCUCGGUACUACAUGGAGAAACUCUAGAGGUGUUGCAGUCAUCUAAGCGAUGGUGGAAAUGUCGGAAUGGUUACGGCGAAAUCGGUUUUGUUCCACAUAACAUCCUUGAGCCGAUCAAUCACUCAGAGGUUGAUUCUUCCGUAGUAAUGCGCAACCAUUCAAUGAAAGCUCCUAUCUCUCCCCCAAAAGGUGGAAGGUUCUCUUAUGCUGCACCCAACCCCUCGGGCGAAAAUGCAUACCACCUUAAUUCACGUCCUCAAAGCAUGCCACCAAUGGGAGAUGAUGGAGGAAGAGUAAUGUUGAUGAAUGAUGAGCUCAUGCAGCGAUUGGCCAAUGGGAGACCAUCGGCUCGCCCAGUGGUAAUAAAUAAAGCAAAUGAAACGACAGUACCACUCCACUACCAUUCUUCUCCAAGUGAGGUUCAAGAGUGGCUGAGGGGCAAAGGCUUCAAUGACUACACUGUGAGGAGUUUGGGCAUCCUUACAGGAGCUCAGCUCUUUUCCCUAAAUAAAGAGGAGUUACGCUCUGUUUUACCAGAGGAGGGCACCAGAGUUUACAGCCAGAUCAUGGUGCAGAAGUCACUGCUGGAGGAUGAGAAGAAGGCUACGGAGUUGGAGGCUAUAAUGAAGAAACAGAAGACUAAAGUUGAUUUAAGGGCUGAGGGUGGAGAAUUUUAAUGAAACUGCAUCUCUGUCUCAUUCACUCUCACACAUUCAGACCAGACGCAUUAAAGUAAUAUUUAUGGCACUGCAUUAACAGACCGGUGUGGCAUGAUUCAAGAUCCUGUUAACAAUUAUGAUCUCUGUUGUUUUAUGUCAUCAAUAGCUGCUUAACCUGACAUAGCUACACAACCAUUUUCAUUUAUGUAUUAAAGUUAAUUAUUAAUAAAAAGCACUGGUGGCUA
Paramisgurnus dabryanus is the source of this 3184-nucleotide messenger RNA. Lineage: Eukaryota; Metazoa; Chordata; Actinopteri; Cypriniformes; Cobitidae. The record is from RefSeq and is a predicted model, not a curated record.